AUGGCGUCCUCACAGCAAGUCCAAGCUCAGCAACAGGCUAAGCCGGGUCUGCCAUCUUACAGGACAGAGUCCCCUGGCAGUCCGAAUAUGGACCGUCACCACCGCCGGCGUGCGGAUGACUACCGAAGGCUCGUGCAUGACCAGAAGAUUGCCAGGAUCCGGUACAGUCCCUACCCCACGACACCUUCCACGGCGAACACCUCAGGUAUGGACGUUCAAUACUGUGACGUCGGGAUUUUUCUGACCGCUAUGCUUAAGGCUGAGCCCAUCCAACCAAGCAUACUCGCUGAUCUCCCCGACGAUGCACUUGCCCACAUGAUCAAGGCAAAGCGGAUGUCGCGCAAGGCCCGCGUCAAGGAGCGGGACACUAUGGAAGUGCAGAUCAGCGAGAAGGAACAACAGAUCCUCUUGCUUCGGUCGCUCAUCCAGUCCCAUGAUCACUGCAUCCAACUUGUCGAUACCCACAUCUCCCAGCUCGAGUCCCACGCGCAGCAUCGCGAAAUCAGCAUCGAUACAUUCUUGCACAGCGAGGGAAGCUCGCCGGACGAAGGUCGCAACUCGUCGGAUGGCGGCGAUGAUAGCAACGAGGACGAGGAGGAUGACGAGGAAGAUGGUGAUGAGGACGACAGUGACGAGGAGGACGAUGGCGACGAGAACAACGCUGACGAGGGCAUCGGCAAUACGAGCGGCGAGAGCUUCGGCCUAGCGAGCUCGGACACCGCCGUCUCAAUGACCAGGGCUGUCAAGAGUCCCGAGAUCGGUGGCUGCAGCCUGAUGAGCCACCGCGGGCAAGGAAAUCAGGCCGGCUCACAGAACCUUGGUCGAGGAAGGGCUGCGGUAAGGCCCGCACAGCCAAAGAAUGUGCGCGAAUAUCGUGCCGCAGACCUCAAUCCGUCUGCAAUGCCACAAGGCUCGCAGAUCGACAUCAGGUCAGAACAACCGUCUGUAUCAGCGGCAUUCGUGACUCACAGCGAUUGGACACAACACGAGGAUUACACUGAAGAUGGCCAUCACUACGCUUUCCCGGAGCCCGAGACUCAGGACUCCGCUCAGGUGUUCAAUCAGCAGCCUGAGUCGUACAAUCCGCUUGCAUCUGAGUCUUACCAGACCAGUAUGCCGUCAUACUACACACACGAGAUGGAUCCAGGAGCUGGUGCCAGCGCUAGUCAGUACUACAUCGGUGAUGGACAGUCCUCUUCAGUGCAGGUCUACGGGGGUGGGAUCCAGUCUGUGCAGACCGGUGUAUUUGAGGCUCAGCAGGCCUCGGGAAGUUCUCAAGCGUCCACUGGCACGUCCUUUCAAGUUCAAGACGCCCCGCAUCCCGGCGGGCCGUAUAGUAUUCCCUACCCGGUGCCUGGAUCUGUGACAGUGCGUCCUGAUCAGCCUGAGGGUUUUACGACUGUGGGCCUGUCAAACAUUGGCCCAGAGCGUUACCCGCUCAGAGCUUCUGCGGGCAGCGGCCCGCCGAGUACUAGUAUCAUGGCGCAGCCCUAUCCAGCUCCUUCCACUAUGUCUGGAAACGUCAGCGGCAUUCCAGAACUUCUAGGAGGGGCACCGCGUGUUGUGCAGACAAGACCGCUCAGUUCAAAUAUCGUGCUGACGCAUCGGGAGCGGUCACGGCCUACCCGUGUACCAUCAACAAGCUCACAUGGUCCUCCGGCUGAGUGGGAGGCCAUGUAUAGUGGCUUGAUGCAGAGUCUUCAAGCAGCACCAGCCCAGCCGAUGUUGCAGGACCUUAGUUCAGAGGACAUAAAGGCUUGCCAUCUGGCAUACUCGCAGGCUGCGAAGCGUCUGCUCGAGGAGUACAUAGCACUCACUAUUCCAUUCCCAGACUCUACGCAGGUCAGCAACAAGAUAUCUGCUGUGCUUGCUCAGCUGCAUGCGCAAGAGCUGGACAAAGCAACUAUAGGACCUGACAAGAAACGGUUUUCUGCAUGGAAUAACUCGAAACUGAUCAAAGCGGGUAAAGAAGUCAUUGCAACUUUACGCGGCCAGUUCAAACAAGCUGCAAUCACACUUCUCCCCGUCCUCGUUCCUGGCCUACGACAUUACAAUAUCGACUUCGAUGCGAGCGAGGAUACCUAUGCGAUUGACACUGCACAACUGGACGAUGUUGCGAAGCAACUCCGCGAUGACCGGGCACAUUUUGUAGGCAAGCUCCUGUCAUCUUCUGUGAAGGAAACAGAGCUCCUGCAUAUCAUGGACACACAGGGUGGCACAGUAAUUGGGGCUUUCGAGAAGGACAACCUCGUCCAACAUAUUCUCGAUUCAGUCGUCUUUCAGCGCCCUGGUGGACUGUAUUCCACCCACCGACAUCUCUUUAGCAACGGCACCCCAGAUGCAUUGAUUGCUCUUGCUGGCACUGCAGCGAUUGCCAGUCUGGAGGAGUUCGAAGGCCUAGGUAGUCGCAAGAGCCGGGACUUUACUCGGGAAGCAUACCGCCCACGGAGUCAGACUCUCAUGGCGUUCAUUCGGGAUCUCAAGGCUUCCGAUGAGCACAAUUCGCGUUUCGAACGCCUGGGUCUCAAUAUUGUUCGGUAUGGCAGUGGGUGGGGGCAAGGGCUUGUGGAUGAAGACGCUUGA
Messenger RNA from Rhodofomes roseus, 2583 nucleotides. RefSeq lists its product as uncharacterized. Lineage: Eukaryota; Fungi; Basidiomycota; Agaricomycetes; Polyporales; Fomitopsidaceae. The transcript has 12 exons. The coding region runs from base 1 to 2583 and encodes 860 amino acids. The record is from RefSeq and is a predicted model, not a curated record.